AUGGUGGCGAUCAUGAGGCCUUACAUAUCCGCCUUGACGGCCGGACAAGGCUUGAACUACGAGUCGAUAAACGUUCUAUCUCCUGAGCCGCGCCCCAGCCUUCCUUUCACCGAUGAUGGUCCGGGAAACCUCUCAGUGUUUGGUCCUCGCCACGAUAACGACCAUGAAAACUACAGAAAGAUCAAGAUUCUCCCAACUGCUGAUGAAAUCCUGGCCGUCCAUCGACCGACGUACAUGCCGAAAAAAGAUCUCCAUGAAGAGCACUUCUUAGACAACGGGCCUGCCAGGCUUCUGGAUACGCUUUUCAGACAACUGCGAUAUGACAGCAUUGAGAGCAUCCGUGACGUAUGCUAUUCAGCCUCACAAGUUGCCUUUCUCGGCAGCCGCACAAAUCCUGAAGCCCACGUCCGCCACGAGACCGAAGCCGGCAACCGUUAUUUCUUGUAUCGCAACGUCAAAAUCGAAGAGCUGCUUUCACAUGAACAAAAGACGAUGCUUGUCCGCGUCAGUUACGACUGUCCGCCAUUCAUGAGGGCUCAGAGGUUGUAUGACUCUGGCCGAUUUCAAAAAGGCAUGCUUGUCGCGUUGCUCCAACUGAAUCAUGCUACCAUGACACUGUCUGUCUACUUCAUGGAGGUUCAUCUCGCUCAAAGCACAUUCUCUAUGAACAGCUUUGAUGGAGGGGGGACUCGAGCAGCAGUCCAGCUCUCUUUCCUCCCUACAACCACCCACGGUGAAGUCCUGCAACUCUGCCGCCACACAUUGGGCCUUUGCACAGGAAGUGAACUCUACCUUAUAGAAUUCCCGAAGGUUCUCUUCGCCGGGUUCUACAACUGCCUGAGGCGGCUGCAAGAGAUGAGAGAAGCAGAUUUCGCUUUUCAGCGCUACGUUGCACCUAAGAAGGAUAUCAGUGAGGUAUUGGGAGCUGAAAAACUGCACUCGAUCACUGGAUUGCCCUCUCAGCUUCCAUGCCCCCCACCUGCCUACGCACUCUCAUCGGGUUUCGAAUACAACCUCACGAAGCUUGUUCCACCGACAUGCCGGAUUGCGUCUGCAUCUGUAGCAGAUUUAUCACGUCCCUCGACUCUCGAUGUCCUCAACCGCGAAACCACUCUGGACGAAGGUCAAGCGGUGGCUUUCAGAGACAGCCUCCUGCGGGAGUUUGCUUGCACACAAGGUCCGCCUGGAUGCGGCAAGACCUUUCUGGGUGUCCAGCUAGCCAAGACUCUUCUCGAAUCCCGGCACUCACAGAAGCCUAUCCUACUGGUUUGUCUGACGAAUCACGCCCUUGACAGCUUUCUCGCCGAUCUACGAGAUGCUGGUGUCUCCAAUCUGCUCCGAAUCGGUUCUGGCAGCAAGGCAGACUGGACAGAUGCAAUCAAUCUCCGCAACAUGAGACGAAAGACGCGAAUGAAGAAGGCGGAUAGCCACAGGCUGUAUGCUCAUGAUCUCCAAAAGAAGCUGCUCCUCGCAGAACUGGAUUUAUUGUGCAAAGCGCUUUCUUGCCAGACUCAUACUGGCAACCCUCCAUGGCACUAUGUCGAGGAUAUUCUACGCAACAAAUACCCCGAUGUCCAUUCCCAAUUCAUGACCAACCCCAAUGUCUCGCUUGCGCAGUCCUUUACUUUCGAAUACUGGUCAGGCGGCGGAGACCUAAAGACCAUACGGGAAUUACAUCUAGAACUGGCUUGUAGGCUGGCCCAAACCUCAAAAGACGGUGCAAAACCGACCCAAGAAAAUGUCGAUGAAAUCCUUCUCGACAUAUCUUACCAUGCUGAACUCCAAAGUGCAAACGCUGGGGAGUCUAGCGUAUGGAACCUGCCUCUAUCUGAACGUCAAUUUAUGCUUCGCCAUUGGGAGGCGGAGGUAGACGGAGAAAAGUUUGCAACCAAGAUGGUUUCACUCUACUCUGACUUGCAAGUGUACAUGGAGAAAAUCAAGACAAUCCACGAGGCGCGCGACGCGCAGAUCAUGUCGUCUCAAAAUAUCAUCGCUAUGACCACAACCGCAUGCGCAGCCCGCUGGGAGGUUCUGCGAUCACUGGAUCUUGAGAUCCUCAUUUGUGAGGAGGCCGCGGAGGUUAUGGAAGCACAUGCACUCUGCACUUUGCUCCCUACACUUCAACAUGCAGUUUUUAUUGGCGAUCCUCAACAGCUGCGACCUGAAACAAAUGAACAGUCUCUAAGUCUCGAGAUGUCGGUCGGGCGUCAAUAUCGCUUGGAUGAGUCGUUGCUGGAGCGACUGAUGUUUCCUCAUGACAUAGCUGCGCCGAUAAUGCCGUCAAGCCACUUGAGUGUUCAACGCCGCAUGCAUCCUGACAUUGCAAAUAUCACUCGCCUGACCUAUCCCUAUCUCAAGGACCACGAGUCUACGCUCCAACGCUCGCCAACUCAUGGCAUUACACAUAGAAUCUUUUGGUGGGACCAUCGAGUUCCCGAACUUGGAUCGGAUGAUCUAAAGUCGCAUGCCAAUCUCCAUGAGGUCGAGAUGGUCGCCUCCCUUGUCCAGUACCUGCUUCGCAGUGGUGCGUACUCACAAGGAGAGAUUGCAGUCUUGACUCCAUACGCUGGCCAGCUAUUGAAACUCUACGGGCGGCUGGCCGCAACAUGUGACAUAUGGCUCUCUGAAAACGACCGAGAAGCACUGCUUGGUGAGGAGGUCCUUGGCCUUGGAGAUGAAGGCAGGACUACCAAAGACGAAGUUGCGAUCUCCGACAUGCUCAGGAUCGCUACAGUCGACAACUUCCAGGGUGAAGAGGCAAAGGUCAUCAUCCUCAGCACGGUCCGAAGUGGAGGGAGCGCUGGGUUCUUGAAGACUUUGAAUCGCAUCAAUGUUGCCUGCAGCAGGGCACGUAACGGCUUUUAUAUUGUGGAGAUCGCUCAGCUAGACGUCCUCAAUCUCCUUGGCAUUUACAACGUCAAUACCCAGGGGAUUAUUUCAGCAAUCAACUCAGAUGUGAGACCACAAGAUCUCAAUAUACCAAAAUGCCUGUGCGGGGCCUCCAUGCAAGGCACUCGCCGGUACCGACUCCACUCGAAGCUGAUCGACUUCGAGAGCACUUUUGACCUUCUUCUCGCGAAAAUGGGUCGCAAAUUAGCUGCCUUUGCGGCAGCAAUCGACGUCCAGGCGAAACGGUUGGAGCAGACGUUCAAACUAUGCCUCGAAGAGAUCCGACCAAACCCUCUGGCAGCUAAAUCGAAUGCUACCAUCGUUCUUGGUCGAAAUCAAGAGAUACUUGAUCUCCAGAAACAGAUUAUUAAUUUCAGGAGCGAAGUCGUGGAUCGAUUUCAGAGCAGCAUUGCAGCAUUACAUCAGGUGUUUCCAAACGUCAUCCCGUCGCAUAACCCGAGUUUCCAUCUUCACCUUGACAUAUUAGAAUACAGGGUUGUCAGUGUGCGUCUCGCUGAUGCCCUGGAAAUUGCAAAUCAGCUUCUUCCUCUGAAGGACCAUUCCUUCGGAGUGCAACGCCUGGCCCUCAAGAUGAUCCAGUUCGUUUACAAGGAAUCGAUUUCGUGCAUAGAGUAUUGUCAAGGAGCAUUGGACAAGACCUCUAUUGAUACCAACCCGUCUAUUGAAGCUGAGAUCAGGCUGCAACAGCUCCAGUUCAUGCUCUUUGCAAAGUCAACAAGAAUUCAGCUCUCUGGGCUUGGCUAUCCUGUCAAUGACAACGUAGUGGGCAUGAACGCGGAAACAGUCAAAGCUGGCUUGGACGCCGUCAGCGCGAUCGGCCGCCGGUCCCCGGGGACGUGUGCUCUUUUAAUGGUGACUGCACAGAAUAUGGCCGCAGCCUUCGGACACCAAGAUGGGUCGCAGGCACCGUCAAUCCCGAAGAUCAGGAACAACUACAUAAGGCAGGUCGAAAACCUGUGGGGGCAUCAUGAACUUGGAUUUCUGGCCACCUGUGGUCGAUCCCACCCCUAUUCGGCAAAGACUUUCUCUAACGGCUGCCCCAAUUGUGAGAAGCAGGCUCAACUGUCAGCCGAUGAAAUCUUCCGUGAAUCUGGGAAGCACCUGUUUGAGCAGCAGUUCUUGCGGACCAUGCAGUCCAGAUCCCCGAAACCUCGAAAGUUGAAACAUCCUGAUCGGGGAAGCCUAAAGGUAGCUUUGCAGUCGGUUGAGCAACCCUUCUUGGAAGCAAACACUGCCAGUGCUGCAGCUGUGGCGGAGUUGUCCCCCGAAGAAAGAUUUCUGGCAGCGAUGAGGAGAGGUCCGCCGAAUCCACUUAUAAGGGUGAAGAGCGAGACAGUUAAUUUGGACGAGUUGGCUAGAGAAGUGGACAUUGGAAAAAAGCUGGAGAUGUCGUUGGAGGUGAGAAAUGUCACGCAAGAGUCAACUCCAGUUGAACCAGAAAAAGAACUUACAAUGGAGGACAAGUUUCUUAUGGCAAUGAGAAAGAUUCGCAACAAUUGA
Fonsecaea erecta is the source of this 4410-nucleotide messenger RNA. RefSeq lists its product as hypothetical. The coding region runs from base 1 to 4410 and encodes 1469 amino acids. Gene Ontology annotation, cellular component: nuclear RNA-directed RNA polymerase complex. The transcript has 3 exons. Gene Ontology annotation, biological process: regulatory ncRNA-mediated heterochromatin formation. The record is from RefSeq and is a predicted model, not a curated record. NCBI's taxonomy places the organism in Eukaryota, Fungi, Ascomycota, Eurotiomycetes, Chaetothyriales, Herpotrichiellaceae. Gene Ontology annotation, molecular function: helicase activity.